This is a messenger RNA of Papilio machaon (common yellow swallowtail), 741 nucleotides long. Its product is annotated as cuticle protein 19. Gene Ontology annotation, cellular component: extracellular matrix. The transcript is spliced from 4 exons. Lineage: Eukaryota; Metazoa; Arthropoda; Insecta; Lepidoptera; Papilionidae. The record is from RefSeq and is a predicted model, not a curated record. Bases 54 to 572 code for a protein of 172 amino acids.
GACACAUAGUAAGGCAGUCGUAUCUUAAGAUCUUAUUUAAUUUUUAUACUAUAAUGUGGAGAUAUCAAUGCUUGUUGUUAGCGAUAUUGCAAGUUGCAUUUGCAAGACCAAAGAUAAAUUUAGGCUUUGAACACGGCUACAAUGAUUAUUACGAACGUCCACAAUAUGCUUUCACGUAUGGAGUCGCUGAUCAUUCAACAGGCGACGUGAAGUCACAACAUGAGAGUCGAGAUGGAGACGUCGUCAAAGGGCAAUACUCCUUAGUGGAGCCAGAUGGUUCCAUACGUACUGUGGACUACACAGCUGACCCUGUGCACGGCUUCAACGCGGUUGUAUCUAAAAUUGGACCGAGUGUGCACGCAGCACCUGUGCAUGUUACACCGAUACCACCAGUACCUGUGCAACCGAUCAUAGGAGUUCUGCCAAAACCAGUGCAAGUUGUACCUAAGCAAAUCAUAUACGCAUCUCCGGCACCUUAUGCUUUUCCCAAGGUCGAGGGGCCGCACUAUCCAGAAUAUGACGAAUUUGAACUCGACGGACCGUAUCAAUUGUCAUCAAAGAAUUUUUAUUAGGUUCCCAUGUUCAUGUUACAUAUUGUUAAAAUGAAAAGGUACUGUUAUAUGAAGUUAAGGGUGUACACUACGUAAUGCUUUUUAAUAAUUAGACAUUUAGAAUGCGCUGUUUAAUCUUUGUUGUUGAUUUAUAUUGAAACAGUUUUGUCAGUCAUUUAAUAACAUUCAU